Messenger RNA from Coniophora puteana RWD-64-598 SS2, 861 nucleotides. RefSeq names its product kinase-like protein. The transcript is spliced from 7 exons. The annotation marks the transcript as partial. Gene Ontology annotation, biological process: autophagy; peptidyl-serine phosphorylation. Gene Ontology annotation, cellular component: cytoplasm. NCBI's taxonomy places the organism in Eukaryota, Fungi, Basidiomycota, Agaricomycetes, Boletales, Coniophoraceae. The record is from RefSeq and is a predicted model, not a curated record. Gene Ontology annotation, molecular function: protein serine/threonine kinase activity; ATP binding.
AUGAAUAUCGAGCAUCCCGAUGUCCACCGCGUCACGGAUGACCGCGUGGCUCACUACCUCCAGUUUAUUCAAGAGAUAGGCUUCGGCAACUGGGGCAGCGUCUGGCUUGCACAUCCAAGACAUGCCCACCACCAGGCGGUCGGCAUGCCAGUCGCGGUCAAGCUUGUUAUCCGCGACCAGACACCCGAAAACGCUGCUCGGCUCAGGUCUCUAUGGCGGGAGAUGAAGAUUGUGAGCGCAUUCAAGGAUGACCCACAUCCGUCCAUCGUCCCGUUUCACUCGUUCAUUAUGACGCCCCUUCGGGCAAUGAUCACCAUGCCAUACCUCCCCCGACUCGUGCCUGUGGAAGUGCCUGAACCAAAAGCCAAGAAUUGGUUCCGAUCGCUUCUCUCUGGCAUUCACUUUCUGCAUGUUCGAGGCGUCGUUCAUAACGAUAUCAAACCUGCCAACAUUCUCUUAUCUCCCGAAGGAGUCCCAGUUCUCGUCGACUUCGGCUUCGCAGAGAAAACGCAACGCAACAAGCUCAAUCCUUUCCAGAGCAAUCUCACAUAUGGUACUCCAGAGUAUCUGUCUCCCGAGCGGGCUCGGGGCAUAGCUCACGACACCCGCAAGUCGGACGUCUGGUCCCUCGGUGUCACCUUUUUCGAGAUCCUCGUCGGCCGGACGCCGUUCGAGCUCGCAGAGGGCGAGUCGCUUGAGACGCAGGAGGACCUCGAGAAGUACUGGGAAAGAACGAUGCGCGGCGAAUGGGUGGGAACGUGGUCGUUUUCGAAGUCUGUAGAGAAGCUGCUGAGGCGCAUGAUUAUGCCGAACGCCGACUUGCGCUGUAAUACGGAGCAGGCAACGAGAGAUGUGUAUUGG